Messenger RNA from Xylaria bambusicola, 2781 nucleotides. Its product is annotated as serine/threonine-protein kinase Sgk2. The transcript has a single exon. Gene Ontology annotation, biological process: protein phosphorylation. NCBI's taxonomy places the organism in Eukaryota, Fungi, Ascomycota, Sordariomycetes, Xylariales, Xylariaceae. Gene Ontology annotation, molecular function: protein kinase activity; ATP binding. Bases 392 to 2692 code for a protein of 766 amino acids. The record is from RefSeq and is a predicted model, not a curated record.
AAGGAGAGUGGAACUGUCCUAAGCGUGUAGUCAUUUCAGUAAUGUUGGCCUAGAUGGAGGCCAUUCGUAUUGGGCGGUUGCUUGUGGGUCCUCGGAAUGCGACCUAUCCUUAUUAGGCUAUAGACGUAUUAGUCUGAUCUUUAGGUAUCCCUUUAGGCAUCUAGGCAUAAAUGAACGCGACAUAUGACGCGUUUUGUUAUCUGGCGGUUUGCUUGGAACUUAAUGAGCUUGGUGCUUAUCGGAUCUCAGAGGUACUAGCAGCCCCAAAAAGACUAACUAGACCAGGCGCACUCCGGCUUCCAGCUGGGCCUCGACUAGAUCAAAGCGACCUCGAAGGAGGUCACUCGCAUACGAGUAAACGCAAAGCCGGUCCUUUGCCUUGCCACCAGAAAUGCCUCUGUCACAACAAGCGAAAGAUAUCAUUUCCGAGCUCCCACUCGACGAUACGCUCGAUUCCUCUCAACGUAAGUUGGGCAAAAAUCUCGACAAUCCACGACGCGAGGACAUCGCGAGCCUUCUGGGAGCUCUUGUCAUAUCACCAACCGCAUUCAAGCUUUCGUCUCCCGAUGGAAGCGGCAAUGUGGCAGCUAAACUAUUUUCCAUACAACAGCAUGUCCGAGGGGGCUUGAUGAAGCUUGACCACUUCUACUCGCUCUUCCAUCACGUCGUCUCCAACUCGUCCGACAUCGACAUCUGGGAAGCUGUUUUCGACAUCAUCGACAACCUCGGCGUCCUCACGCCUCCCCCAUCCAGUAUCGCUCCGACCUUCCAAGGAACGCCUGUUAGGUCUAGCUCGAGUCGACUUUCGGAUCGCGAACCGCGCAACAUUGUCGAAAGGGAGCUCUUUUUUGAGAUCAGGGACUGCACUUUCCGUGACGUGGGGGGGUUCUGCGACAAAUUUUUCAAUACGAAGAGCUGGGACGAGAGACAGAAAGAGAUGUUGGAGUCUGUAAUGGCAGAACAUGACGGAAACAGGUGGAAGACAUUCCCGACCGUUCCCGCCGAACGACUGGUUUGGGACUGGCUUCGUUCCCUAGAAGACGGCGCGCUGAGCGGUGCGCCACACAAGCUCUAUACUACUAAGACGGCCCAUGAGUUUAAGGAACCCAAAGGCCAAAUAGAUCUAUUUUUCCAGUUACCUGCGCCAGAACCGAGCGGCAAACUCGAGUACAAGCACGUCCUUGUAGUUGGAGAACAGAAGUCGUCCUACGACACGGGCCGCUUUAAAGCGGACUUCCUCCAGCUCACGCGUCUCGUACGAGGUGUUUUCACCGACCAGCCAACACGCCGAUUUGUCCAUGCAUUUACCCUUAUUGCUUCCAUGAUGGAGCUGUGGGUCUUCGACCGAUCCGGGGCGUAUAGCUCAGGCGCUUUUGACAUUCACAACGAGCCUGGCAGAUUUGCGCGCGCUCUUAUCAGCUACGCCACGAUGGAUGAUAAUGCCAUGGGCUUGGACACGUUCAUCGAGCGGGAGGGCAAGCAUCACUACGUUACGGUGGACGAUGUAGACAGCAAUAAAGCGAGAAUCAGGCUGUUGAGACCAAUCGUGAGGCAGAGUGCUAUCGUCUGCCGCGGGACCACGUGUUAUGAGACCCAAGAUGGUCAUGUUGCGAAGUUCUCAUGGGCAUCAGACAAGCGCAAGCUGGAGGUGAAACAGCUGAGGCUAGCCGAGACUAAGGGCGUCAGGGGGGUAGCGAGGGUCGUCGCACACAGUCAGAUCACCACUAUUGACGAGCUGCGGCAAGGUCUGGAGUUUGAGAAGCGUCAUAAGUUCCGUAAUGACGAUGUCCACUUUGAAGAUAUACCAUCGGUUGGAACCAUAGAUAUAUCAAGCCAGAAGCGAAAGUCGGCGUCCGAUCAUUGGUCUGAUGCGUCGGAAUCUAAAAAGCCACGGUCCAACAGCCAACAGUCAACACUGGUGGUCCGAAAGCAGAACAGCAAACAGAGAAUCAGCACGGGCAAGCCCAGCCUAUACAACUCCGACGGGGACAUGUGGGAAAAUAGGAUUUAUUCCUGCCUCGUCAUCUCGCCGGCCGGCCGGGUGAUCAGCGACUUCCGGACGAUCAAGGAACUGCUGGGGGCGGUACGGGAUGCCAUUAGGGGACACCAGUCACUAUAUGAGACGGGCAAUAUACUCCACCGCGACAUUUCGUCUAAUAACAUUAUUAUAACGAAACCCGAGAUGGCAGGCGGCUUCAACGGCAUGCUCAUCGACCUCGACCUGGCCAAGGUAAGAGAUAGCGGCCCGAGCGGAGCGCGACAUCAGACCGGCACGAUGCAAUUUAUGGCGGUGCAGGUGCUGCGCAAGACCGAUCACACCUACCGCCACGACCUCGAGUCCUUUUUCUACGUACUGCUCUGGAUGUGCGCGCGCCAAUCGUGGAGGAAUGGGUUCGCUAGUAGUGGGGAGAAGCCGCCUAAGGAAAGCGUUCUACGGGGGUGGGAGAUAGGUAGUUUUAAAGACAUUGCCCGGACGAAGGCAGGCGAUAUGACCGUGGACGGACUAGAAGGUAUUAUGACCGAAUUUCCAGGCAUGUUCAACCAUGUUCAGCCGCUCUGCUUGCGGAUCAGGAAGAUCCUCUUUCCCCUCGAUAAAGACGAAAGAAUGAGCUUUGGAACCCCUGCUGGCGAUCCUAAUCAACUCUACAGCCCUAUCAUCGCGGCGUUUGAUGAUGCUGUUAACAAUAUGUAGGGAAUUCUUCUUAGCAUCACCGAUUCGUUACUGGGUCAGGAUAAGGGUGGUGCAUCAGUACUUAGUAAUACAUCUAUUAUUUAUCAAAU